Molecule: messenger RNA, 5330 nt
Organism: Dermacentor andersoni
Lineage: Eukaryota; Metazoa; Arthropoda; Arachnida; Ixodida; Ixodidae
Gene: Sbp2
Product: SECIS-binding protein 2
Cellular component (GO): mitochondrion; ribonucleoprotein complex
Molecular function (GO): selenocysteine insertion sequence binding; mRNA 3'-UTR binding; ribonucleoprotein complex binding
Source: RefSeq, a predicted model, not a curated record
AGUAGGUGGCGCGGCGGGCGCUACGGGAGAAAAUUUGCCACUGCGCCGACCAUUAUUUGUGCGCACGGUGUUUGUGAAUUGUUUUGUGUUGUCCAGUUUUUUUUCUUCCCCCCGAUAAUGCCUUGCUUAGCUUGAAAAGCUGCUUUAAUUUUCCGCCCCAGUGCCGAACCUCUCCCCAGCAGCCCUCUGGCAUGAGCCGCUGUGAUCCUUAGAAGUUACGCCAUCGUGCUCGCUCGCAAAUCUUCCACCAACACCCCCUUUUUCCGUUCGACGACCCUUCAUCGGCGAAGUCCCCCCGCCAACAUCACAUCAAAUCAUGUCCGGCAGUGGAAUCGUGAGUGCGCAGGGCACAGUGGUUUUCGGCGUGCCUCCUGCGGCAGCUGCGGCGGACCCGUGCGUGCCGUUGCAACCCUCUGUUCCCGUUGCGCAGAGAUCUACGCUGUCUCCCAACGCAUCACCCUUCGUGCCCAAGAACUUUGCUGUGCCCGUCGUGGCGGCGGCCACUCCACAAACUCCUUUCGCUGCUGCCGCGACGGCCCCAGCCGCAGCGACGGUGGCCGAUAGCGACAUGUCAUACGCACCGCCACUGCCUCCCAAUGUUCAAACCAUCUACGUCACGGGCCUGCCUGGAUACUAUGCCUCGUACGUGCCAACACCAGCGAUGCCCUUCUACACCAUGCAGUACCAAUGUCUGUACCAGCCCACACCACCCAUGGGUGUCUGCUGCCCUAUGGAGGAGAGCAUGCCAUCAGUGGCUGACGAACCACCUGUUACUGCCAUAGUGGCUCCUGCCACUGCAGCUACUUCUGGGCCACAGCAGCAGCCGUUGCAGCUACAGCAGCCCAUGGUUCAAAAUGCCAGAAGAAAUAAAAAGAAAAGUAGAAGUGGACGCAGGAGAGAGAGUGCUUCACACAGGGAUGCUAUGACAGCAGUCGAUGCAAACACAAGCGCCCUGCCCGAGUUUGGGCAGGCUUCAGGGAGGAGCGGUGCAGGUGCAGCGAGGGUCACUACUGUCGACCGUGAAGAGUGGCAGGGAGGGCUGGCCAGCCCAGACUUCUCCAGCAGCUCCGAGUUCCCGUCGCUGCCUGUGCAGGACUUUCCACAACGGCAGUCACCUUCGGGCAUCAGCUACUCUACGGCACUACAGCAGCAGAAAGCACCCCGGCCACCUGCAGUUCCCUCUGGGGCCACGACAAACAGGGACACAGAAGAGCUGGGGUCGUCUACAGCGGGGGUGAACACGCGAAACAUACAACAAGGACGUCGCGGUGGUGGCAACAGUAGCAGCAGCAGCCCCAACGAUGCAAAUAACAAGCAUCACAAAAGAGGCAGUGGGUCGCGCAAACAUCGGCGUGGUGGUGGUGGUGGGGGGGCUGGUGUUGGUGGCGGGAUUGAAGGGGUCAGGCGUGUGGAAGACACAGAACCAUCAACAAGGAUGCAGCAUCACCAGCAGGAGAGGAGGGGCCCAAAGAGAAGUGGCGGGGGAGCGAAGGCAGCUGUGCCAGCCAUCGACGGAGGUGCUGAGAAGCAUCAGUUCGAGGCCCCCGAAAAGGACAAAUCGGAGCUGAGGCAUGAAACAGAAGCUGUUGUACAAAAUGUACCUAGGAUUGGCAGUGGUCGUAUGCCUCACCAAAACAGUGUGAGAGUGAAUGCUGCGCGGGGACGGCGGGACACACGCCACUCAUCACUGCUUCGUGGUGUCCUGAAGGGAGAUGGGACCAGGCAGUACCAGCAGCAAGGGGGACGCGGUGGGGGAAACCGCAAGGGAUCAGAUGCGGAUCGCCAUGUGCCAGCGGUGGAGGUUGGCCUGCAUGAAGAUGAGAAGCCAGCCCUGAGGAGGAGCUGGAACUCUGGAAGUCCUGCCAGGCAGAAGGACUCUGUGGAUGAGUAUCCGCCACUGGGCAGCAGAGGCACAGAAGACUCAUUGGAGCGCUCACCGGAAGGACGGACGACAAAAGCGGACGCCAAGGAUGCCAUGGUUAAACAGGGAGACAAUAUUCCAAAGCAGCAUCCACAGCCACCUCUCAGAGAGAAAGGGAGCAAGCACGGGCCUAUGAAGCCCCUCACUUCGACCAAUGGGGGCAGCAGUGGGCCCAAGCACAAGACAGCCAUAAGCAUGGCCAUUGCAGAUAUCAUGGUGCCCAAGCAGAGGCAGCCCAAGAAGCUUAAAGAGAAGGAGAACCUGCUCGAACGCAGCAGCAAGAAGCCUGAGGUGGCCAGGAGUUGCCUGGUGGCGAACCGCCUGGACUCUUCGGCACCCAGCAAGAAGCGGGGCAAAGAGCGCGAAACUCCGGCUCGCAGAAAGCUGUCGGUCAUGAAAAAAAUAAUACUGAAGGAGCGCGAAGAGCGUCGCCAGCGUCACGAGAAGCUUCGGCUUGUCACGGCGGCCAGGCAGAGCCUCCUGGCAAACUCAGCAGCCGAAGUGGUGGUCGAGCUGGCGCGGGACCCAGCACCAACGGAAGGCCACGAAGACAGUGAACCGGGGACGCUGCCUCCGCGGACUUUGCCGGAUGUGGCAGCCGUGCCGCAGGAGAAGCGCUUGCACUCCACCAGGUUUAGGGACUACUGCGACCACGUUCAGACUGCAGAGAUCAACCUGACCACCAAGACAUUACUCACCGAUCUGGUGUUCUUCCAGGAGCGACUGUACCAAAAGGACCCCAUCAAGGCCCGAUCUAAGCGGCGUUUAGUGUAUGGACUGAAAGAAGUGCGCAAGUACCUGCUGCUCAACAAACUCAAGUGCAUCAUUUUUGCCCCGGACAUUGAAGAAGUAAAAGCUGAAGGGGGCCUGGACCACUCACUGGGCGCCAUGAUCGAGUAUGCGCGUGCGCACUUUGUGCCCACGGUGUUCGCGCUGAGGCGCCGCCUUCUGGGAACGCUGGCCAAGAAGAACGUGGCCGUCAGUUGCAUCGGCAUCUUCGACUACAGUGCGCGGGAGACACAGUUCAAGCAGCUUCUCGAGCUGGUCAGCGCGGCUAAGAAGACUUACGUGGAACUCAAAGAAAGGUUGGCCCACGGCGAUUCUCCAUCGGACGCUAGUCAAGGAGAGGACAACGGCGACCCAGAGUCGCACUCCGUCGCGACCUCUGCCGGAAACGCGCUCUGCGUUGGCGCCACCUCUUCAGCAGGCGCCAUCGAUGACGGCUGGGUGACCACAAACGAGGAGUCCGACUCCGAGGACCCCGAUGAUUCGCUGACGGUGGCCAAGGUGGAGACGUCAACGAAUGUUGACUCGGUCGCCCGGCUCCUCGCUCUGACGCUAAGGUCAGCUGGCCGCGAAUCGUAGUCGACGAUGUGCGCUUUUCUUGCUUAUUUGCUGUGCGUGUGUGUGAUAGAAAACAAGUGUUCUACGUGCUCGUAACAUUGUGAACUUUGGAAGUGGCUCUUCAGACAAGUACAAAUGCACAAUGACAAGGAAACGAGAGAAAGCCGCGCACGCAAGCAUGCAUCACCAACUUCCAACUUUUACGUUCGCCGGAGUUCGCGCCAAGCGCACGAAUUCGAACGAACGGUGGUUGUGAUUUUUGCACUGUGUGCGUGCCACUAGUGGGCGAGCUUUUCUAAAGAAAAAAAAAAGCAAACAUAUUUUUCUUACUUGGGUGAUAUCGUGCUUGUGCAUCUUGUAAAGGCCUGUCCAACCUUCGCGUCAAAAUUACGUCGCUUUCUGCUUGAAGCAACUGUCGUGAAUGAGCUCCCUCUGACAUUCUGCGACUUCCUGGGUGUACCACUCGCACAUCAAGAGCAGCACAAGGCAGGCGGAUGGAUCGCGCGAAUGUGUGUCAUGAGAAGCGUAUACGUAUUAUACAGGGAGAGACUUUGCCACUAAUAACUGCUUGCGAGCCGUGCUUUGUACCCGUGGUCGAGCGUAUAUGCAUGUCAAGCUGAAUGGUAAAUCAUAAUGUAGUAAAAAAUGUGGUGCCAGUCCCUGUGAGGAUUUUUGAUUCGACGACCAAAAUUUGUAGUGCUUGUACCUAGAGAAACAGGGGUGUUUGCUCUGACGUAUUUAAACGCUGGAGAUGGCUAGUAGUAUGUUAUUUUGCCCGCAGGGAACCUUACUUCAGUCAAAAUUAUUUAGAAAAUUGUUGAGUGGCGACUAAUUUCUAAAAUGUGUAAACUUUAGCACGGUAGUACAAACGCUCAGUGUGUGAGCUCAUGUUUUCUGAGAAACCAGCAGCUGUUUACUGUCAUAAGUUUGUUCAGUCAAUCUGUUAUUUGACGCGAGAUUAAGUCAAGCUGCCACUUACAUACUCUGUGUCGCGCUCACGUGAACGUGUGACACAUAUAUUAGACAUCACCAUAUAACAUUAUCUAUUGAAGUGCAUCAUUAAAAAUUACAAGGUACAUAUUUUUUCAAGUCUGUUCGCGAUUUUUCGGUUAUGUAAGUGCUUUAUUUUUAUAGUGCAAUUCAUUGUUGUCCACAUGCAAGGGUAGAAUUGUUUGUAUUGUACAUAGGGGAUUCAUUGAUAGAAGCAUACAUCUGGCCAUUUGACAUGCCACACAUGGCAGGAAUUCUGCAAUGUACAUAGCUUCCUAGUGACGUCUCAUUACAGUUGCCAUAAUUUUAAACAUUGCAUUUGAUUGUUCGCACUGUGACUUUUGAUUCACUCAGAAUCAUUCUCCUAAUUUCUAGGUGAUAUGAGUAUUGUGAAACCAAAUGCAUCUACUUAUUCACACCUUUUGCGGGAAGGAGAUGUAGCUGUCCGCUGUUUGGUGUCACUUACGCGUGUUGAAUAGUCUAUGCAAAUUCAGCUUGUCUGUUCUUGUUGAAAUAGUUUGUGCGUUGUUGAGUGCAGUGUAUAUCUACCACACAUUUGCACGAGGGGGAUAUCCAGAUGGUAUAUUUAGAAAAGAAUUAUGAAGUUUGCACAUCCAAUAGAAAACAAAUGAUGGCCGCGGAAAAACAUUUUUUUCUUAGCAGCCUGCGCAGGCGUUCGCGUGCUCAACCAACUGUAGCAAUUUCAUGUUGCGGGGCUGUGCUAGAAAUCCUAUUUUUUACUGAUGCCGGGGUCUUCAAACUUUCGUUCGCUAGUGUACAAUGAGCAAAGUGCUGGUGUAAAUGGGUUAAGAUUCGAGCUGCUAAUUUUACGCGUUGAUCAAGAAGUGUUGAAGGAUUUAUUGGUCCCCGUGUUUCCCCCAUGUUCUUCUUUUUCUUUCUGCGCCUUCGUUGUACCACCAGCGUGUUGUUUCAUUCAACAUCAAAAUGAACAGAGGCAUCAGACAUUUAAUUCUACCUAUAUAGAUACAAACAAUGAAGUUGAAUCAUUCUAUAAAUGCAUGAUUUUGGAAUGAAAACAUCAAGCAAAGUGAAAUAAACUUAUUAUCACAUGCAA